AAAAAAAAAAGUCGACGAAACUGUAUAUCGGAGCGGAGGCGCUAGUUUUUGCCGUCGGCGAGGCAAUUUCCUUUGCCGGAGGAUGGACGAAGUAGACAAGCAACUGGAAAAUCUGGUAAACGAAGGAUCUGCUGCUCGAACAAGACCUACAAGCGUUGAGGAGAUUAGGCUUAGGAGGAAGAGGAAAGUGUCCUUGGAAAAUGUAAAGGAGGAAACCGUUGCAGCAGAUCAGUUACUGGGUAACGAUCUUGUUGAUAAGGCUGCUGAAAAUCUUGACUCUGAAAAAGGGCGUGAUAGAUCCAAGAAGUUGAGGUGUGAAGAGCAUGUCAAGGACGGUUCAAAAAAGAACGAAGACUCAAUUUCUAGUACUAGAGAAGAAAAACUAGAAAAACAGAUGAAAGAGGACCCUGUGGGAACAGCUCAGUUACCCAGUAAAGAUCUUGUUGAAAAGGUUCCUGACUGUCAUGAGUCUGAAAAAGGGUAUGAUAGAUCCGUGAAACUGAGGCAUGAAGAGCUUGUUAUGGACAGUUCAAGAAAGAAAGAAGAGGCUAGUUCUAGCUCUAGAGAAGAAAGACUAGAUAUACCAAUGGAAGAUGAUCCUGGUGGAGCAGCUCAGUUACUGAAUAACUAUCUUGUUGAGAACGUUUCUGACUAUCAUGCGUCUGAAAAAGGGUAUGAUAGAUCCAAGAAAGUGAGGCGUGACGAACAUGUUAAGAACAGCUCAAUCAAGAAAGAGGACAUGAUUUCUAGUUCUAGGGAAGAAAAACCAGUGAAAGAGGAUCAUGUGGGAGCAGCUCAGUUACUGGUUAAUGAUAUUGUUGAGAAAGUUUCUGACUACCAUGCGUCUGAAAAAGGCCAUGAUAGAUCCAAGAAAGUGAGGCGUGAAGUACGAGUUAAGGACAGUUCAAGAAAGAAAGAAGACGCCACUUCAAGUUCGAGGGAAGAAAAAUCGGUGAAAGAGGAUCAUGUGGGAGCAGCUCAGUUACUGGGUAAUGAUGCUGUUGAGAAGGUUUCUGACUAUCAUGUGUCUGAACGAGGGUAUGAUAGAUCGAAGAAAUUGAGGCGUGACGAACGUGUUAAGGACAACUCAAGCAAGAAAGAAGACGCCACUUCGAGGUCGAGAGAAGAAAGAGUAAUAAAAUCAAUAAAAGAGGACCCUGUUAAAGCAACUCAAUUACUAGGUAACGAUCUUGUUGAGAAAGUUUCCGACUCUCAUGCGUCUGAAAAAGGGCAUGACAGAUCCAAGAAAGUGAGGCGUGAAGAACAUGUUAAGGACAGUUCAAGAAAGAAAAAUGACGGUAUUAUUAAUUCGAGAGAAGAAAAAACGAUGAAAGAGGAUUGUGUGGAAGCAGCUCAGUUACUGGGUAAUGAUCUUGGUGAGAUACUUUCUGCAAAAGGGUAUGAUAAAUCCGAGGAAUUGAGGCGUGAAGAGCGUGUUAAGUACAGUUCAAGAAAGAAGGAAGAGGCUGUUUCUAGUUCUAGAGAAGAAAAACUAGAUAAACCAAAAAAAGACGAGCCUGCUUCAAAUAGAAAAAGGAAGGCAGAAGGAGAGAGGUCUGCUUUUGAAACAAAAUUAAUGGAAGAGCAUAGUAAGGAUAGACGAGGAAAGAAAGAAGAAAGUAAUUCUAGUUGUAGGGAGGAAAGACGAGAUAAAAAGAUGAAGAAGGAAAAUCUAGCUGCAAACAGAAAAAUAGAAGGUGAAAUUCCUACAAGUGAAAUAAAAAAAAUGACAGAUAGAGAUGAGCUUGGUAGUAAGAAGCGUCUUCGAAGUCUAGUGGUGGCAGACGUACCUCGGGAUGAAAGUAGUAUAAAACCUGAAAAUGGAGACAAGAAAAAGAAUCAAAAUGGAGAUCAUAAGAAGAAUAGGGAGAUGGAUAUGUCCAAGAGGCAUGAUCAAGGAAAAGUGCAUAGUAUUGAAGUUUCAGAGCGAUGGGAGAGAAGGGAACAACCAAAAUCACAUCAACACGACGUGAGAGAGAAAAGGAGGAGAUCAAGAAGUCGUGAUCAUGGGCGGGAUAGACAGAAAAGGUCAUCCCCCUUACCAAGGGCUGAAAAGGCUAUAUCGCGUCAUAAGAGGAUCCAUGAGGAGAGAUCAGAAAAUGUUGUUAAAGAUAGAUCGAGAAAUCAUCAUUGUAGUGAUAAUGAAAACAAAGUGGCUAGCACUGUAAAUAACAAGUCUAGACGGUAUAGUGCUUCCAAAAGUGAACUUGGUGGAUAUUCACCACGGAAAAGAAGGGAGGAAGCAUCUACCAAGGCUGCUUCUCCGCCUAAUCUUUCUUCUGAGAAAAAAAGUGCUAAAUGGGAUCUUACACCUUCUGUAACUGCUGAUAUAUACUCGAGCUCAGUCUUUUCUGGUCUCCAAGCAGCAACUCAGACAGCAUAUCCUGCCACCAGUGAGGCUUCCUUGACACUUUUGAAGCCACUUAAGGAGGUGCCAUUUAUGAUGCCACUGGUAAGGCAGACCACUUCUUUUGAUUCUGUUCAGCUGACUGAAUCCACCAGACGUAUGAGGAGACUUUACGCAGAAAAUGUGCCGGAUUCAGCCUCGGAGAAGUCUCUGAUUGAAUGCUUUAAUGGCUAUAUGCUAUCUUCAGGGUCCAAUCACAUAAAAGGAAGUGAACCAUGUAUUAGCUGUAUUAUAAACAAGGAAAAAAAUCAGGCACUAGUGGAGUUCCUUACGCCACAGGAUGCCUCUGCUGCACUUUCCCUUGAUGGUUGCUCCUUUGCGGGUUCAAACCUCAAAAUUCGACGUCCUAAAGACUAUGUCGAGAUAACAAACGGUGAUUUGGAGAAUAAGGAGCCCGCCACCUAUGCAGUAAGUGACAAUGUGGAGGACUCAUCAAACAAGAUCUUUGUUGGCGGAUUUCCAAAAGCAAUUUCAUCUGAAAUGCUAAUGGAGAUUGUCAGCGUCUUUGGACCCCUGAAAGCAUACCGGUUCGUGAGCAACAAUGAUCUCAAUCAGCGAUGUGCUUUCCUAGAGUACACUGAUGGAUCUGUUACCCUCAAAGCUUGUGCUGGCCUAAAUGGUAUGAAGUUAGGUGGCAGUGUAAUAACAGCCGUUUGUGCAUUUCCUGAUGCAUCAUCUGUAGCGGUAAAUGAAAAUCCACCAUUCUAUGGGAUACCUGAUCAUGCAAAACCACUUCUUGGCAAGUCUAAGCAUAUUCUAAAGCUAAAAAAUGUGGUUGACUCAGAAGAUCUCAUAUUGCUUUCCAAGGAAGAAGUGAAAGAAAUAUUGGAAGAUGUACGGUUAGAAUGUGCCAGGUUUGGGGUUAUUAAGUCGAUAAACAUCGUGAAACACGAGAGCAAAGAUAUCACUGCUUCUAAAACAAACACAUUGUUGAACAUAGAAUCAACUGUUGACGAAAUGAAUGUGUCAGUGAUCCAGGCGAAAGACGAGGAGUCCAAGAAAGCGGAUGAUAUUGCAGAAAAUAUAGAUCUCACAGAGGCUGUCAGGCCAGUCAGUUUGAUUGGUGAAGACAAGUUAUGUGAACCUUGCUCAGAAACUGCUGCCGAGACAAACACGCAAGCAAAUAUAGAUCAACACUCAGCUGAUCAAGAACAUUAUGAAAAGAUUGUUGAAGAAAGUGCACAGGAUGGGGAAGAGAAUCCACAAGAAGUAGUAUCAACGCGUACCAUGAAAACAAGAUGGGAUACUGGCGACAAGAUAGAGGAAGAACAAGAACAAGACCCGAAGGAUGUGUUUGAGCAGGGUUGUAUCUUCAUUGAGUACAGAAGACCAGAAGCGACACGUGAUGCAGCCCAUUCGUUACACGGAAGACUGUACGAUAACCGGAUUGUGAAAGCGGAAUACGUUUCUAAAGAGCUGUACCAAAUCAGGUUCCCAAGUGGGUAAUAAUAAUCCUGAUCCACCUCCCACAAAAAAAUAUUCAAGUUUGAUUCUUCUCAUCCUGAAUCCUGACCAUAUAACUGGUUUAAACCGAGUCCAGCGAUACAUACAUAGCAUCUACAAUCGAACACCCUUAGAAUCUUUUUGUAAUCGUUGGGAUUGAUCAGGUUGGUUUUUUAUCACCACCUGUUACUUUUUAGUGCAUCCGUGAAUCUAAGAAGUGAAGGUUCAAACUUAAAACCGUACUUUUCCUUGGUGGCUAUGGUUCA
Molecule: messenger RNA, 4116 nt
Organism: Capsella rubella
Lineage: Eukaryota; Viridiplantae; Streptophyta; Magnoliopsida; Brassicales; Brassicaceae
Product: trichohyalin
Exons: 10
Coding region: 83-3853 (1256 amino acids)
Cellular component (GO): U2AF complex; nuclear speck; U2-type prespliceosome
Molecular function (GO): poly-pyrimidine tract binding; pre-mRNA 3'-splice site binding
Source: RefSeq, a predicted model, not a curated record